AUGCUCUGCUCGCGCCUGCUGUCCAUGGCCACGGGCGCGCUCGCGCCUGCCCCACUCCUGCCAUCCCUUGCCACUCGUGUAGCUGUCACGGGUGUGCGUAGCGUCCCCUCAACUAGCAACUGGUUCAGCUUUGAUACGACGGAGAGCCCUGUUCCUAUGGAACUCCUGAACCGGAACGCUCGUCGUCCUAAGAAGGCAAACCACGGCAAGCGCCCGUGCUCACACUUCCGUCGCCGUCAGAAGCGGCUUGGAGCCAAGAAAGCAUAG
Peronospora matthiolae is the source of this 267-nucleotide messenger RNA. NCBI's taxonomy places the organism in Eukaryota, Oomycota, Peronosporomycetes, Peronosporales, Peronosporaceae. The record is from the annotation of a GenBank genome assembly.